Molecule: messenger RNA, 1455 nt
Organism: Lindgomyces ingoldianus
Lineage: Eukaryota; Fungi; Ascomycota; Dothideomycetes; Pleosporales; Lindgomycetaceae
Product: MFS general substrate transporter
Exons: 6
Coding region: 1-1455 (484 amino acids)
Biological process (GO): transmembrane transport
Molecular function (GO): transmembrane transporter activity
Source: RefSeq, a predicted model, not a curated record
AUGAGACUACCAGUAUCUGCAUCUGCAUCAAGACUUGCAUUCUCAUCUCCAUCCACUUCUAAUCCACGUUCCGCUCCAGAAGAACCCCCAGACCAUGGCUCUCCCCACGAUUAUCCUCCUCGCAAUCAUAGUUUUCACAUCGCAUUUCCUUCUAUAUGUACUUGCACUUUCGUGGCUACGAUCGAUACGGUGAUCGUCGCCACAGCUUUACCAGCCAUCACCACAUCUCUCCACGCAAUCUCCCAUGAGGCAUACUGGUGCGGGACUGGGUUUUUGUUUGCGCAAACGGUGAGUCAGCCACUGUAUGGCGCGGUGCAGGAGGUGGUGGGUCAUAAGAGGACUAUGCUGGGAGCUCUGGGAGUGUUUUGGGGGAUGAGUGUGUUGUGUGCUACGGCGAGGGAUGUGGGGUGGUUGGCUCAAGGUCUUGGAGGUGGAGGAAUCAAUGCGAUGGUCAACGCUCUGGUUUUGGAUAUGGUACCGCUUCAUGAACGAGGGACGUACGCUGCCCCUGUCAAUCUGGCUGGCGCUGUUGGAUUAGUAUCGGGAGUGGUCCUAGGUGCUGCGUUUGCAGAGAAGUCGACAUGGAGACUGUGCGUAUCUUCCUUCGCCACGAAUCUUCUAUAUAAACCUCCUCAUCUGCUUCCUCACUGGCCUCGGCCUCAUCCUCUGCCUCCACAUCCCCGUCUCCGCCUCUCCCUCCUCAAAAUCGACUACCUCGGCGCCAUAUUCCUAACUUCCACCCUCAUCUCCCUUCUCUACGGCGUCACCAACGGCAGCGCUCUCUACGCCUGGUCGCACUCCCGCAUCAUCUCAGCCCUCAUCAUAGUACUCUGGGGCUUAGCAUAUUACCUCAUCCUGUAUUUCCUAAUCGCACGGGGUCACUCGCUUCUCCACUCCGCGGUUGAAAUUCUCCCCGGCAUCGCUACGAUUCCGUUUUCUUGGGUGAGCUUGAGUGUUGGCAUUGGACUUCUGGCUUUACUUACUCCGGACACGUCGCUGGGGGAAACCUAUGGGUAUCGGAUUGUCCUAGCAAUAGGCGGUGGGAUUGUGUUUCCGGGACAGAUAUUAGCGGUACAGGUGUGCUGGAGGGAUGAGGAUGAGGCGAUUGCGACGACUAUGGUGAGUUUUUUUACCUCGCUUGGGGAGGCUUUUGGGGUAGGUAUCGGCGGCAGUAUUUUUCAGAAUAGGUGGGAGAGACUAGUGCAGAGGUAUGUAAGGACUGAGGCCCUGAAGAGCGAGUUUGUGAUUGGGAGUCGGGCGGCGGAGGGUCCAGUGGAGAGAAUAAAGGGGUUGCCGAGCGAGGUGCAGGAGGUUUAUAGGGAGGUUAUGGCAGGGAGUUUGAGGACACUUUGGAUUACGUUUGCGGUGCUGAGUGCGGUGAGAUCUUUUGUGAGUUUGGCGCAGAGGAAUUUGAGUCUUGGGGAGAAGAAGGAUGAGAAGUGGAAUAUCCUCUGA